Molecule: messenger RNA, 1197 nt
Organism: Ipomoea nil (Japanese morning glory)
Lineage: Eukaryota; Viridiplantae; Streptophyta; Magnoliopsida; Solanales; Convolvulaceae
Product: protein FAR1-RELATED SEQUENCE 5-like
Exons: 2
Coding region: 1-1197 (398 amino acids)
Biological process (GO): regulation of DNA-templated transcription
Molecular function (GO): zinc ion binding
Source: RefSeq, a predicted model, not a curated record
AUGGGUAUGGAACCAAGAAUAAUUGUCACCGAUCAAGAUCCAGCUAUGAAAGUGGCGAUUCCAACAGUUUUCAAGCAAGCCAGGCAUCGUUAUUGCAUGUGGCACAUCAUGUGUAAAGUUGGGGAAAAGGUGGGUCCUACGCUGAACAAGGAUGAGGAAUUCAGGAACAAACUGAACUCAAUCGUUUGGACGUCAUCUUUGGAACCUCCUGAUUUUGAGAAGCAGUGGACAGAGCUCAUGGAAAAGACAACUUCUCGUUCCGAAAGUGAGAACUACACGAACAACCGUUUUACUGGUCCCCAAUCAAGCCUAGUUGAAUUCAUGAUGAACUUUGACAGUGCUCUUAAAUCACAACGUAACACAAAUGCAAAGCUCAACAGUGACAAUGAAGGCUACAAUCCAGAUAUGAAGACGCCUCUGGGGAUUGAAAAGCACGCUUCAAUCGUCUACACCAUUACUGUUUUCUAUCAAGUUCAGGAAGAAAUAUGUGCCUCCUGUUUCAAAUGUAUGGUGUUGAGUGUUAGAGAAGACGGUGGAAUGUUGCACUAUGAUAUGAUGGAUGGAAAGAACAAAAGAUUUACUGUGGUGCACAAUGUAAAUGACCAUGAGGCCAAAUGCAGUUGCAAGAUGUUUGAGAUGGUUGGACUGUUGUGUAGACACAUAUUUGUGGUCUUUAGAGACCUUGAAAGGAUCCCUCUGAAGUACGUGGUUAAUCGGUGGACUAAUGAUGCAUCUUUAAAAGCUACAUUUGAAAUAGAUGGUGUCAUUUAUGAUCAGAAUGGACCAAAGGAUGAAAAGAAGAUGUUGUUGAACAAAGUGUGGUCUGAUAUACACUGUUGUAUGGAUCUGGCAGGUUCAAACAUGGAGCAAUUGACUGCAUUUUCCCAAGUGAUUAAUGAACAGAAACAGCUGCUACUGUUAGGAAAGGAGAAAUUGUCCCCUCAGCACAGCAGGAGGACUGUUAUAGAAUCAUAUUGGGGAUCAACAGAAAUUUCAGAGAUCAACAUACUUCCACCGAAACAUGCAAAGAACAAGGGCAGCGACAAGCGUAUCAAAAGCAGCAAGGAGUUGGCAAUGGAAAAACAAGAGGGCAGGAAGUGCAAUUUUUGUGGUGUUAGAGGAGAUCACCAUGACACCAGGACUUGCCCACUUAACCCCAAAAAUAAGGACAAGCAAAAGGGUAAGAAAAAGGCAUAG